UGGCAUUUCCAUGGGCAGCAGGCUGGGGUGCCGGGGAUGCCGAGUGGGGAUUGCCCAUCUCCCAGGAGUUCCCUGCACGCCCUGAGGCUCCUUGUGCUGCUUUUCCCCCCAGUGAUCAUCGAGAAGGCCGCAGGGGAGGCCGAGGCCGUGGCCUUCGACGGCCGCACCUUCCUGGAGUUCCACAACAGCGUCACCAAGAGCCACCUGAGCAAUGAGAUCCCAGUUCAUGAGGCGCUGGAUUUCCCCUCGGAGGCCAGGUGAGUGUGCCAGGCUGUGCCUGUCCCCCGUGCCAGGCUGUGCCAGUGCCCUGUGCCAGUGCCCUGUGCCAGGCUGUGCCUGGCCCGUGCUCUGCCCGUGCCUCUGCAUGUCCCCUUGUCCCUGUGUGUGUCCUCCCUGUCCCUGUCCCUGUCCCUGUUGC
This is a messenger RNA of Ficedula albicollis (Collared flycatcher), 418 nucleotides long. Its product is annotated as agrin-like. NCBI's taxonomy places the organism in Eukaryota, Metazoa, Chordata, Aves, Passeriformes, Muscicapidae. Bases 37 to 261 code for a protein of 74 amino acids. The record is from RefSeq and is a predicted model, not a curated record. The transcript has 3 exons.